Messenger RNA from Marasmius oreades (fairy-ring Marasmius), 2130 nucleotides. RefSeq lists its product as uncharacterized. NCBI's taxonomy places the organism in Eukaryota, Fungi, Basidiomycota, Agaricomycetes, Agaricales, Marasmiaceae. The record is from RefSeq and is a predicted model, not a curated record. Bases 124 to 1944 code for a protein of 606 amino acids. The transcript has 7 exons.
ACACCAUUACGCAGCAAAUUCGCCUUGAGUUCCCGCAGUAGGUUGGGUGACUUGGGUCUGGCCCACUGGAGGGAGCAGGGACUAGUACCACGAUGGCACCGAUCCGUAACUCCUGUCACCAUCAUGGAACGCAAAUACCUCUGGUGUUACUUUUUCAUAGAAAAGAUCCCUACCCACAGUAGGUCUGUGGUUAUCCAGUAUUCCCCCAUGGAACAUCUUGCUUUCACCAGGCAUAAUAUCGCAGAGCUUGUGGAUCUUCCACAGACCCAUUUCCAACUUUACAAACCGAAGGUUCGUAUUCCUCUUCUAACCGAAGGCAGUCUCUUUGAGAAGAUCGAGGAUGUAAUCGUCAGAGGUGAUUCUCUCGAGGUGUUAAAAGGUGGAGCUCUGCAAUCAACCUUCUGGAGUGCUGAGCUAUCAUCGAUGGAGGAGGAAGUCGCGUGUUUUGACAUCUUGGUCAUUCCAGAUCGAGUCCUCGAAGCGCUCAAACCUAUCGCAGGCCUCCCCGACAGCCUUCGUUCUCGCCGCGAUGUAAUAAAAGCUCGAUGUAGAGUUCUCGCAAACUCGAUCGCCUCGCCGCCGCAAGCAGGCGCAGACCCCCAGUCUCACUUUGGUGAUUCCAUGAUCGUGGCAGGCCGCCCGCUAUACCGUUACCAUCUCCCUACGGCGAUAUAUAGCCCCGAACUAGCUAAACUCACUGAACGCUUCAGCCAUCUCGCAGAAGUCAAAGCAACGCCGGAGAGGGUUCGGCAGGCUGCCGUCCUAGUUUCCUUGGGUGCUGAAAUCUACAGUGAGGAAGAGGAGCGCGAAAACGCUCUUAGAGACCAUCUGGAUCAGAUAUUCGGGCCCGCAGACUGGGGGACGUCGGUUAAUGGAGGGGCCGCGACGCCAGCUGCCGUUUGGGGUUUAGCCAUGGUCUUGGAGAUCAAGAACGAGAAGGGAGUGGGAGGGAACCCGCAACUGCAGGCAUUCUUCUCCCGUCUCCACAUCGUUCAAGGCUCUAAAAAGGAUGGAAAGUUUCUUACCUCCAACUUUCCCUGCAUCAUUCUCAGCAUUUCAAGCACACUCUUCGAAGUAAGCCUCGCAGUAAUGACUCAGGCUCUGAUGGUCGACGACGUGUUUCGAGCGGACAUUCGUGGCGGGCUAUAUCUAGAACACGAUGCCAUCACCCUUGCUCGUGCGCUUACAGUUAUAGCCGACGGACUGGAAGACUUGAAGGAAUACUAUACCAAGGUUUACAGUCACGAUGCCGACAAACACGCUGACUACCUCUACCCUAAUCCUGUCUGUCAAGACACCCUCCAACCGCCGUCAUACGGACCGUUGACCUUUCUGGAGAAGCUGCCUGCUUCAACGGUACUCCCUGAUGAUGUUGCAGAUCGGGGUCAGAGUACUGCUGACCGGUUUGAGUACUCGAUGGCUCUGUUCCGUGCUACCAUGCCUGAUGGUACUGUCGUCAUGGUCAAGUUCACACCCAGUUAUAAUGCCGAAAGUCAUCGAUUACUCGCAAUCGAGGGCCUUGCACCCAAACUCUUGCACCACACAAGGAUUGCUGGCGGUUGGUUGGUAAUCGUCAUGGAAGACCUGGACAGAGCUCAGAAUGCCUUGACCUACCUUGACAACAGUCCGACGCUACGCCUCCCACGAUCUGUCUACGAUGACGUCCAGAGAGCACUCAAGAAGCUCCAUGAGAAGAAACUUGUCUUUGGUGAUCUCCGCAUUCAAAACAUCAUGGUUCAAGGCGAUGGUGAUUCUGUGGAUCGUAUAAAAACCUAUUUGGUCGACUUUGAUUGGUGUGGCAUAGAAGGAGAGGCUAGGUACCCCAUCUUCAUGUCUCAACUCAAGGUCUAUUGGGAUGCUGGAAUGUUACCAUAUGAAAAGAUGUUGAUGUGUCAUGAUCAAGAGUUGUUGAAGGUUCUGAAAGGCUUUUGUGAUACAGCCUAGAUAUAGUACUUUAUUGUGAUUUGGUGUACUUGUCUCUACUGACCUAAUUCAGACGGGGGUCCUCGUUUGAACUGGUAUUCUGACGUCCAGGUUUUGUCUCCAGAUGUGUAGCGUACACACAUCACACAUGAUACGUACGGACUGGGACUGGGUCCAUCUUGAAUAUUUGAAUACUCAAGUACGCUG